This is a messenger RNA of Melanotaenia boesemani (Boeseman's rainbowfish), 5096 nucleotides long. It is a transcript of the gene ano9b, whose product is annotated as anoctamin 9b. The record is from RefSeq and is a predicted model, not a curated record. The transcript has 24 exons. Gene Ontology annotation, cellular component: plasma membrane. Gene Ontology annotation, molecular function: chloride channel activity. Gene Ontology annotation, biological process: chloride transmembrane transport. The coding region runs from base 156 to 2453 and encodes 765 amino acids. NCBI's taxonomy places the organism in Eukaryota, Metazoa, Chordata, Actinopteri, Atheriniformes, Melanotaeniidae.
UGGCAGGUAAAACGGCACACCUGUACGCCUCGCACGCGCACAUCGUAGGAACGUGGAGGAUCGCGGAAUCGUCGCGUGGACCGGAUCCGUGGAAGCAGAUGAGUUUUCCCGCUGGACAGUGAUAAGGAGACGUUCCUGAGCGACCUGCUGCCAGCAUGUUCUUCAGAAGGACCGAGGACAACGUUGAGCUGUGUGACAGGCAGACCGACGCCCUCAACACUGAGUCUCUACUUCCUUCAGCGCCCAUCCAGAGGACAUAUGAUUACAUACUGGUGUCCAGCACAGAGGAUGAAGACAUGGAUCAGAAGGCCCUUAAACGGACCGCCUUCCUUAAGGAGCUGGAAAAUAAAAAGAUCACAGUCACAACGAUCAUCCAUGAUGACAAACUAUUCUUCGGUCUGCUGGCACCCAACGAGAUGUUUGAAGACUACCAGUACCUGCUCAAAGUUUCUGAUUCCUGUAACUGGAGUGGAGAUGUCACCCAUGCUAACAGGAUUCGGAUUAUUCAUUCCGUCCUCCAUCAGACCUGCAUCAACACAGGAGAGAACCUGGAGGAGCUGCUGCUGAAGGAUGUGUUUGAAAGCAUGUUCUGCCUCCAUGAGAAAAAUGAGCAGAAGAAGCUGCAGAAGAAUUGGGCUCGAUGGACGGCCCUUUUUACAAGACAACCAUUCAGCGACGUGAAGUGUUACUUUGGGGAGAAGGUGGCUCUGUACUACCUAUGGCUGGACUGGUACACUAGACUACUGGUCCCAGCUGCUGCCAUCGGUGUUGUAGUGUUCCUGUAUGCCCUGGCCUUUUUCAACACCAGCCCUCUCAUCAAGGAAGUGUGUCAGUCCAACAUCACCAUGUGUCCUCGCUGUGAUAAGACAUGCCAGGUGUGGGAACUGUCAGACACCUGCUCCUAUGCUAAGGUCAGCCAUUUGUUUGACAAUGAGGGCACUGUGGCUUUUGCUAUGUUCAUGGCAAUCUGGGCUACGCUGUUCCUGGAGCUGUGGAAGAGACACAGGGCCAAGCAUGUCUCUGACUGGAAGGUCUAUGACUGGUCUGAGGAGGAGGAGGAACUGAUCAUGGACAUAGUCAAUGAUCCAAACUGUAACACCAAAAAGUUCAGACAUUCUUACCUGCGCACGACUCUGGUCCUCACCCUGGUAACAGUCAUGCUGAUGCUGAUCAUCGGCCUUGCUCAUGCUCUGGUGGUGUUCCGGGUGGUGGCCGCGCCCUUGUUGUCUGAGUGGGAGUUCCUGAGAGACCACGCCAACACUGUGGCGGUGAUGCUCGGUGCCGUGCUGCACUACGUCACCAUCCAGAUCAUGACCCGGGUGAACAGAUGGGUCUCCCUCAAGCUGUGUAAAAUGGAGGAGCUAAACUCACUCGCUGCCAAAGAGAGGAGCUUCACAGUCAAGAUGUUCACCUUCCAGUUCUUCACCCUCUUCUCCUCCCUGUUCUAUGUGGCCUUCUUUCUGGGCAGGAUCAACGGACAUCCAGGGAAGUAUGUGCGGAUUGCAGGGUUCAGACUGGAGGAGUGCCAUCCCAGUGGUUGUUUAACAGACCUCUUCAUCCAGAUGGCAGUAAUCAUGCUGCUUAAACAGACUGUCAACAACAUCUUUGAGUUCACUGUGCCCUGGUUAAAGAGUAUCCUGAGCAGAAAGGCCGCGAGCAAGCUGGAGAGGAAGUGUGGGUACUGCUACAGGAAAGCCUGCCGCGUCGAACCGUGCGAUCUCUGCAAACUUCAAGACUGGUUGAGAAACUACCACCUGGCCAACUCAGACGCCUUCAGCCUGUUCAAUGAGUUCUUGGAGAUGGUGAUCCAGUUUAGCUUCACCACCAUAUUCGUGGCGGCCUUCCCUCUCGCGCCCCUUCUGGCUUUCUUAAAUAACAUCUUUGAGAUCCGACUGGAUGCUAUUAAGAUGGUUCGGCUGGAAAAACGUCUGAUUCCCAGGAAGACCAAUGACAUUGGUGUGUGGACACAAGUGUUGGAGGCCAUUGGCGUGCUGGCAGUGAUUGCUAACGGCCUCGUCAUCGGAUUCACCUCAGAUUUCAUUCCUCGUCUUGUUUACCGUUACCAUUAUGGCCCAUGUGCCACAGGAAACACCAACACACACUGCAUGGAGGGCUACAUUAACGACACGCUUGCCACGGCCUUUAUGAGCACAGAGAACCAGGACAUGUUUAUAAAUGCGGAGGAAAGACAUCACCUCAAUGUCACGCAGUGCAGCUACCGAGACUACCGGAACGAGGAUUAUUCCCUAACCUCCCAGUUCUGGCUGGUUCUGGCCACACGCUUCGCCUUCGUCGUCCUGUUUGAGCAUGUUGUGGUGAUAUGUAAGUUUGUAGCUGCUUGGUUCGUCCCUGGUAAUCCCACAAAGGUGAAGAAUGAUCGCCUGGAGGACAAACUGGGUCGGCUGAAGGACGAGCUUCGCGAGCGGAAACGGGCCAAAUCAACAGAAGUCUGAUCUCGGAUCUGCUCCUGUGGACAAAUCCUGGCUGUUGAAGCAGAUUCUUGUUUUUAAUCAUCAAUUCUGAGCUGUCGCUGAAAUAUUACUGGACCACAGCUGAGUUUGGGUUUUGUGGUAAAAUGUGAAAAACACGUAUUUUGGUUUAGAUUGUUCGAUGAUGAAUUUUGUUAAAGGAAUAGGUUUCCUGUCCAGGACCUCAGCAGCCUGGAGGAUAUUAAAGAUCAUGUCCUCCAGGCUGGAUUGGAGGACUCUGACCCAGAGACAGCCAACAUAUGAAACAUGUUCAUGUUUGUAGGGAUGUACCUGAGAAUCAGACCCGACUCAUAAAACAGGUCAGGAUGUGCAUUAAUGAAUUUUUUUGUAUUUUAAAGCGUGUUCAGAUGCCACGUUUGUUCUUUAAAGAAUAAAAAUCAUGAGACAUAAGUGGAACAUUAUUCUGAUGGGAGGAAAUCUCUAUAGACUAUCAGCUUCAUCCGUUUCCAUUUCUUUAAUUGCACUUCCAGAAAAGUCUGGAAGUAGAAAAUGCCAUAACAAAUCUGUCAUUUAUUCCUUUAUUUGAAGUUUUAAUUAACAGAAAAGACCAGAGGCCUCAUUUCUAAAGCUGGCGUAGGAACAAAACCUGGCGUACACCAGUUCUAGUCAACUUCUGGGAUGUAUAAAAAACCAGACUGAAUUAGUGAGGUAACCACCGUUUUUAAAAUCAAUAACCAGUAGAUCAAGUUGAUUAGAAGCUGAUUGAAUUCUUUCUUCGUUUUCUUCCACAAGCUAAUAAAGACACUGAACCAUACUGGAUGCCUUUGUUGUUUUAAAACAGGAAAUACCACCGAACUGAACCAUCAAAAGAACUCCAAACUGGUGAGGUUACUAGCCAAUACCGCCCCUGCUGCCACCUUCAGGUUAGGAGAACAACCGAAGUCCAAAAUGAUGCAUUCCCCCUUCGCUUGAGUGGAGAGCAAACUCCCCAGCGUCAGCUAUGCCAUGGCCAACUGCACAGAGACGCUGCACGAGCAUAAAUCCGCCCUCAGACAGCAUCAUCGGUUCGUCCCAACGUUACAUUAACUUUAAGCAUUAAGUAUUUUCAUUCUCUAAACGUCCAGAUCAUAUGUGGUUCAACAUGUGACUCAUCAGCCUGGGUACACUAACUGAGGCGACUGCUUCAUCUGCAGGAUUUGCUCCGUAUUCCGUUGUUGGAAACGAGGCUUCAGGCGGCUAACCGCUAAUUUCCACCGGGUACAUGUGCACCACAGCCUCCGCUGUUAUUUGCACCUGUUUUAGUCAACGGUUUGGUUCCCACCGGGCGCUGCAGCACGUGUCAGAAGUGUUCUGAUAGCGCCUCAUCACGCCUCUCUGCUAAACUUACACGUCCACGUCGACUCAAUUUCUGAUGGAGCACACACACAGAACAGUUCAGAUAAGGGCAGACAGGAAAUCAGACACGGGAGCAGUGUAAAAGCUUCUGGUAAUUUUAAAAAUAAAAGCCCCCAUGCAGACUUGUGCUAUUGAACCAUGAAAACAUUACGUCAAUAACCGGUCAGGGGGUCUCAAUGUUUUUUUUUUCUUCAUCAUGGACAGCAAGAUGUUUGUCCUGGAAGUGGAGAAUCACAAGAUUCUCCUGUGAUUUGGUGAGUGCUAGAUGGACUACACUCACGGGUGCCCCACACCUGACACGCUCCAGGUGUGGAUUGUCACGCCAUGGAGGUUGGAACUAAACCGUGGUGCACAUGCACCCGGUAGAAAUGAGGGGUGAUGAAAGUGAUGGAACCACACUACAUUAUGGGGUCUCUAUAGUGUGGUUACACUCUUUCUGGUUCGUCAUGUCUGUUUUGUAGUGGACUACUUGAAGCAGGUAAUGCGGCAAAAAUACUUGGAGGUAAAAAGAGCUCCCGACACCAACUUGAUGUAUAAUAAAAAACAUCCUAAACAGAUCUGCAGCAUCUGUGAGGGUUGCAGAACCCUAAAGACUAUGCAUACCAGUGGCCUUACGUAGGUUCCCAAACAAUGGACAUCCUCUACAUCUGACAUCAUUCCUGAAGCUAUCAUACAGGAAACAUCUGGUGCCAUUUCCUGUGACUACAGUUCAACUUACCAAGUUCACAUCAUCCUGUCUAUUCUCAAAGUCGUUGUGUUAGCCGGAUCCAUAUGUUAACUACGUAAACAGAUCCUUAAGCCUAAAAUUGCUGAGUACAACUAAAUAUAAUUAAACUACCUACCAGUCAGUAAAAGACUGUGGUCAAACCAUCCACCGCUGUAUUUCAAGUGCGCAUUUACUCUCAACUUUAUGGUAAAAGCAAAGGAAGAGCUCAGGAAAGCUUUUGGAAAUUACUUUCGAUUCCCUCAGUCUCACUUAUAUGCAGCGGAAUUAAAAGGUGUAUUUUAAUAGUAAAUGUUGGUUUAUGAACCAAAUGAACAUCGAGUCAGUUGAAAGUUCCGCAGGGAUUACGUUAAAACCUCUGUAAUCUUAAAGCUAACGCCACCAUGUCUACUUAUGGAUUUCAAAAUAAAGCAUCUCUCUUUCUCUCCUUGUGUCUGUCUUGUGCAGGCUGUUUCAGAUAGCAAAGAUAACCAUUUCUGUUAUUAAAAAUUUUAUAUAAAAGUUUUAUAUAUAAUAUAUAUGUAUGUGUGUGUGUAUAACAAUAAAAA